Messenger RNA from Mercenaria mercenaria, 2167 nucleotides. RefSeq names its product neural cell adhesion molecule 1-like. NCBI's taxonomy places the organism in Eukaryota, Metazoa, Mollusca, Bivalvia, Venerida, Veneridae. Bases 70 to 1554 code for a protein of 494 amino acids. The record is from RefSeq and is a predicted model, not a curated record. The transcript has 2 exons.
GAUUUAACAUCUUCCUCCAUUUCAUCUGAUUCAGUAGAGUGAAUACAUACCAAAGUACAGCUUGUCAAGAUGAACUUCAAAACAUGCUUAUAUUUCUGGAUAGGUUUAAUUCAGACGUCCUCAGGUGAAGUCAGUAUCUUAUUACAUGGAGUAGAUAUUGAUACUCUACAAAAUGACAACACUGUUAAAAUCAUUGAAGGGCAACAUCUACUGUUUGAUUGCAUACAUGACAUUGAAAAUGUAACCGUUACCUGGAGCAGAAAUAAUACUGUUAUUACAAGAAAUACUAGACUCGAACUUGGACGCAUUAGAAUCGAAGACGAGGGGUAUUAUACUUGCACAAUAUCAUCUGAUGAAAAUACUAUAUUAGAAUAUUCUACUGUUUUCUUAAAAAUUCUGUACCCUCCAUCAUACCCUAUUUUAAAUGCUCCAAAGUCUUUUCUGUUUAAUGAGGAAGUAUCCCUAACUUACCUGUUUGAGGCCGAACCUGAGCCUACAUACCAGUGGAGGCGACUGGCUUGGGAUGGACUUCUGUUAUCAAGAAACAGAACCUACCGUAUGACAGUACCUUCGACAGGCCUAAGGAUAUACUGCAAUUUUCAAAGUUUAAUGACGCCAACUUUUGGAGAACCUAGAAGUGCAUUUAUUAGCGAAUAUGUGUUCAUCAAUGUACACAGAAAAGCUAGUAUAACAUCUAUAUUUCCAGGUCGAUAUGUUGAAAGGAACGAAGGUGAUUAUAUUGUUCUUAGAUGUCAUGUAGAUGGCAAUCCUGCCCCCAACAUAUGGUGGUCUAAAACUGGUGACGAAAGUUUUUACUGGCAUGGGGGGAAGUAUUCGAAGUAUAAUAUUGAUACAAAUAGUGCAGGUGAUUACGUUUGUCAUGUGGAAAAUACCGUGAUUCCAGCGAAUAGAACACAACAGAUUAUACAUAAAACAGAAGUAUUUCAUGUAUUUGUUAAUAGAAAGGCUUUGAACGAUCAAAAACCAACUUUGAAAUGUACAGACUGCUUUGAACAAUGUACAACUGUUACAGAUGCUGAUCCUCGUUUUCAGUCAUCAACAUCAACGAGUACACCUAGUGUUGUCUCAAGUCCAAAUACUACAACCGAUUCUACAUCAUUCAAAUCAACGAAUUGUUCCACAGAACAACAUCUAAAUAAUAAUAUAGAAACAGGCAUGGAACAACACACGGCUUCCUUGGCCCUUAUUGUAGCCACUACAUUGGGGUGGCUUGUUUCCUUUAUUAUGAUUGGGUUUAAUCUUUAUAUUUGUAAGUAUAAGAACAAAAUGAAGGACGAUGGUGAAAUGUCUGAUUCGAGCCAUUCAGCAGAGAAUCAAAUUUCAAAUCAAAUCAGUGAUGUAAGAUCAUCUUAUGUGACCAGUGUAAGAUUUGCUGACAACACCUACACGGACCUGACGACGUAUGACCAGAUUAACCCCAGCAUUCGAUCAAGAGAUGGUAGUCUGAUUCACUGGAAUGACUCUGAAUCAGUGUCUACUCAAUCUUCCGUUGUUACGUAUAUAGAACCAAUCAGUACUCUAUCUCAUCAGUAGAUUCAUAAUUGAUCAGAGUCCCACCUUAGUGUAAGGGCGAGAUAUUUAUAUAAUGUAGCAGUCAAAAGAAAAGUAAUAGACUGUGUUAAUUUACGUAACCAGUGUUCGUAGAGUCCUCUGCAAGUAAUUGCCAACUUCUCCACAUAUGUCGGAGAUGGAGGAAUUAUUUCAUUAUUUAUUGUCACUGAGAAAAUCUGCCUCAAGUAUGGAUCAAACUCAUGACCCUUUAUCUAUAGAUUAAUACGCUUUCCGAAUGGAGAUAAGCUGGUGUGCCAUAUUUAAGUUUGAAAUUGUAUCUAACUGGGCAAGAUCUGUUUGCUGAUAAAGAUUCACCCUUACCAUGCUAAAUUUCUAUAAUGAACCAGUACCAGUAACUGCUAAAAUGGAUGCUUACCAAAAUAUACUGGCUGAAUGGCGAACAGAGCAGAUCUUGGUCUGCGCUGAUCGCAAAGGCAGAAUCACUUGCCACCAGCAGACUAAAGGUUAAUUUCAGAGUAAGCAUUUGCAAACACUGGACGAAAUUAUUACCCUAACUUAUUACAAAAAGUGACUAUUGUGUUUUAUUGUAUUUCAACUUGUCAUCAUGAAAUAAUAAUAAUUAUGUGUAGUAUGU